Messenger RNA from Stegodyphus dumicola, 906 nucleotides. RefSeq lists its product as uncharacterized. NCBI's taxonomy places the organism in Eukaryota, Metazoa, Arthropoda, Arachnida, Araneae, Eresidae. The record is from RefSeq and is a predicted model, not a curated record.
AUGAUUACGCAUAGGUGGAACAUAAGAGGGAAACUUCUAAAGACAUUGUACCUUCAAGCAAUAGAAAGAAUGAUUCUUUAUGGGUGCCCCAUAUGGUACACGGGCACAGAAAGACAAAAGAUAAAGCUUAAUCAAAUACAAAGGGUGGCGCUUCUCUGUAUAACAAAAGCAUUCUCAACCGCCCCAACAUCAGCGCUACAAGUCUUGGCUGGUCUAAUGCCGCUAGACUUAAAAGCACACAUGGAGGCAAGCCUGUACAGGGUACAGCACUAUAAAGAAAACAUAAACAUAGGAGAAAUAAUAAUUUGGGCUAAAGAAAUAGAGGAAAAACUCCCAGCAGCCUCGGAACACCCGGCUAGAAAAUUUCACUUAAAAUGGGACAAAGACCCCCCAGAAGGACAGGGAAUAGAAGCAUUUACAGACGGCUCGAAGAAAGAAGAUAAAGUAGGGGCGGCUUUUGUGAUCUUUAACAACACGCAAGAAAUACAUAAUAAAAGAAUCAGAUUAAAUAAUGACGCCACGGUCUUCCAGGCGGAAGUCCUGGCUUUAAAGGAAGCAUGUAUAUGGCUAAGCCACAACAUAAGUGCAGAACAUAGAAUAAAUAUAUACACAGAUAGUCAAAGUUCCCUUCAAAGCGUCAAUAAGACACAAAACUCCAACAGGAGCAUCAGAGCACUGAAGGAAUUAUUUCAUACCCUCCAGGAUUCCCACACAGUAGGUUUCCACUGGGUGAAAGCGCAUGAGGGCACAAUGGGCAAUGAAAGAGCCGACACGGAGGCCAAAAGGGCUACAGAACAAAUAGAAGUGGAUACGGAAGUCCCCCUCUCGGAAUUAGCAAUGAAAACAAAACUAACAAGAAAUGAUUCGACAAUGGCAGGAGAGAUGGGAACAAGAACAGACGGGUAG